This is a messenger RNA of Trichosporon asahii var. asahii CBS 2479, 333 nucleotides long. RefSeq lists its product as uncharacterized. Gene Ontology annotation, cellular component: glycosylphosphatidylinositol-mannosyltransferase I complex; membrane. The transcript has a single exon. Gene Ontology annotation, biological process: GPI anchor biosynthetic process. Gene Ontology annotation, molecular function: alpha-1,4-mannosyltransferase activity; GPI mannosyltransferase activity. Bases 1 to 333 code for a protein of 110 amino acids. The record is from RefSeq and is a predicted model, not a curated record. Lineage: Eukaryota; Fungi; Basidiomycota; Tremellomycetes; Trichosporonales; Trichosporonaceae.
AUGACCAUGUUCCUCCAAACCGCCGAGUUCAUCGUGUUCAACAAGGUCCUCACGAGCCAGUACUUCCUCUGGCCGCUGCCGUUCAUCCCCUUCCUCUCCUUCCCGUCUCUCAGCUGGACGAGGCUCGGUAUCGCCCUCGGAGCAUGGAUUGCCGCCCAGGCCCUCUGGCUCGGAUACGCGUACCGCCUCGAGUUCCUUGGUGAGCCGACUUACCUCCAGCUCUGGGGCGCUGGACUCGCCCUCCUCGGCGUGAGUGCUUGGGGUCUGGGCCAGCUCAUCCUCGGCGCGGCGCCCGCACCGACACCUCCAAUCAAGACGCUCAAGGUAGACUAA